AUGUCGAAACCACCGAGUUAUGACGAUAUGGAUGCAGACGCAUCCAUCGAAAAUAGAAGGACAAAGAAUCCCUUGAACAAACCCGAUGAGUGGUUACAGCAGUUCUUACUGUCAAAGAAGAUUUUGAAGGGGAAGAGGUAUACUUGCCCAUCUAGGGAUGAUUGUCGGAAUGAUCAUAGGAAACUUCGGCCGCUUCUUGCGUCAUUCUGCACGAUUAUUACCGUUAUAAAAUAUUCUUUAAAGUUCAUCUACACCAUAACUUUUUUUCUAGCUUUAUUCUUCUACUCUCAAUACCUUACUUUCAAAAACAAGGAAACCGGCAAGGAGAGGAAGGAUGUGGCGUAUGCUUUGUUGAUAGUUGCGUAUGUUAUGGUACCAGGGAUAUUGCUUACUAGUUGGAUGAAUAUGGUUUAUGAGAUUGUGGAUAGAGUACAUGGGCUCGGGGCACUGGGCACGUGGAGGUUUCCCAAGAGGGGUGGUUCUUUUUUGGUGGAUUUGGCAGUGGGAGCUAUUAUGGCGGUGACGUUCUGGGGGGUUUGGAUGGUUGAUAGAAGGUAG
Orbilia oligospora ATCC 24927 is the source of this 558-nucleotide messenger RNA. RefSeq lists its product as uncharacterized. Bases 1 to 558 code for a protein of 185 amino acids. The record is from RefSeq and is a predicted model, not a curated record. The transcript is spliced from 2 exons. NCBI's taxonomy places the organism in Eukaryota, Fungi, Ascomycota, Orbiliomycetes, Orbiliales, Orbiliaceae.